UUAGGGCGAGUCCUCUCAUCUAUCUGAAUUACCGGGGGGGAAGCAUUACCCUCUAAUAUCUAUGAUUCAUCCCCUCGAUCCCACAACCUAUAAAGCAAGCCCUCCCACCGUAUUUCAAUGUGAACUAGGUUUUGCCCACAGGUACUCUCCAAUGGCGUAAUUAUAUUCCAUUUGUAUGUGAGAUAAUUAUCAUCCUUUUCUGUUCUUCCAUUAUAUCAGUUCAAGGAAUGCCUGACUGUCUGUGUAAUGCGUUUGGCGGUGAAUUUGGCAAGAACUAUUGCACCACAUAAAUUGGGAAUGAAUUUACAUGGAGAUACUACUUCUAUGGCUAGAAGAAAGCUCUUAUUGCUUCUCAAGCCCCUCGACGUUUACUCUCUUCGCCAUUCUGCUUCUUUUUCUGAACUUGCUAAUUCUAAGAUGUUACGCCAUUUGGAUAAUAGAAUUCAGGUUCACAAAGAUGCUAUAAACUUUUGUCAAGAAGUCCUGCAACGGAAGUCAAUUGAUUGUGAAACUCUAUUUCAUAAUGAACUGUCUCGCCCAAUCCGAAAUGUGGAUUUGGUUGUGACUGUUGGAGGUGAUGGAACUCUGUUGCAAGCUAGUCACUUUAUGGAUGACAGCAUUCCAGUUGUAGGAGUAAAUUCAGAUCCCACACAGGUUGAAGAGGUGGAAAAGUUUAAAGAUGAAUUUGAUGCUACUAGAAGUGCAGGCUAUCUUUGUGCAGCUACAGUUAAAAAUUUUGAACAGGUAUUAGAUGAGAUUCUCAAUAAACAAGCUAAACCUUCUGAAAUAUCUAGAAUAGCCAUUCGUGUGAACUCAAAGUUAUUACAGAUGCACGCUCUAAAUGACAUUCUGAUUGCGCAUCCAUGUCCUGCGGCAUUGUCGCGAUUUUCAUUUAGGCUCAAAAGCAAUGGCGACUCACGCAACUCAUUAGUAAAUUGCCGAUCAAGUGGUUUGAGAGUCUCUACAGCUGCUGGAUCAACAGCUGCUAUGCUUUCCGCUGGUGGCUUCUUGAUGCCCUUAUUAUCGAAGGACCUCCAGUACAUGGUGAGAGAACCCAUUCUACCGAGUGGUGCAAACGCUAGCAUAAUGCAUGGUUGGGUAAAAGCUGAUAAGACAAUGGAAAUUGCUUGGUCUACCCAUGAAGGUUUCGCAUAUAUAGAUGGUUGUUACGUUAAACAUCCUGUUAAGAAAGGGGACAUCAUUGAAUUAUCAUCAAACGCCCCCGCUCUGAAGAUUUUCCUUCCACCUCACUUGUUAUCUGCUAGUGAUCCUGCAAAACUGUGAGGAACUUUUCUUUGAACAAAAAUAAAGUAUUUAUCCCGGGACUUAAAUUUGUUGGAACGGAUUUUUUUGAUGUUUGUACAUAAUUUUAACAUUAUUGUUUUGGGACUAGAUUUUCAAAUGAUUCAUUUGAUUUACCUACUUGUUAGUUUUUAUGGUGGUUGUACGUUACCCGAGGAUAGAUUGUAUGAGAAUCGGAGAUGAACUUAUUUUUACCUCUGUUUUGAAUACAGGCAUCCUAUAAGAUUGGGAUAUAUGUACUUAAUCUUAUCCUUGUAACAUGAACUUAAUAGAUUGAGUUUCACAAGCUUUCAUUUCG
Molecule: messenger RNA, 1600 nt
Organism: Amaranthus tricolor (Joseph's coat)
Lineage: Eukaryota; Viridiplantae; Streptophyta; Magnoliopsida; Caryophyllales; Amaranthaceae
Product: NADH kinase
Exons: 5
Coding region: 247-1284 (345 amino acids)
Biological process (GO): NAD+ metabolic process; NADP+ biosynthetic process
Molecular function (GO): NAD+ kinase activity
Source: RefSeq, a predicted model, not a curated record